CUAAAAGGGCCCUAUUUUCCUCUGCCAGUCUCAAUCCUCGCAGGAAAAGUUGUAAUGCCCGUCAGUCUAAUAGCUUCCCUCUUGAAACGUGGCUCUGAUACCCAUCAGUCUCAUGCCCAUCAGACAAGUGUUUGCCUUUUCUACGAGAUGGAGCGGGAAAUCCAGUGAUUGGGGCCAGGUGGUGACCCAAUUCCAUGGAGGAGUGGGAAACAAGGAGGAACGUUGCAGCAGAAGAAGGCGGUCAGCCAAGCGGGCCGGCUAAGGAGCAUAGCAUGGAUGCUCAUGGAUUCUCGCCUCGGCUGGAACGUUGGUUUAAUUCUAUGGUAUAUGCAGAAGAAAGGACUCAGUUCAUGUAUUCUCAGACUCGAUGGGGAAAGAUACCAAAGGUUCCUCAGAUGCUGAGACACACCCAGGAUUUCGAGAAAUUCUAUGAACCGAGGGUGAUUUCAUUCGGUCCUUACCAUCAUGGCAAACCCCAUCUUCUCCAAGGGGAAAUGCUCAAGCCUCUAUGUGGCAGAAGGUUCCUGCGUGACAGUGGCCAGUCCAUCCAAAAUUUGUACAGAAAAAUUGAAAGCAAUAUCAAGUUAGUGAGGAUGUGCUAUGAUGAAGAUCAGACAUACAAAUAUGAUGAUGAAGAACUCGCCUGGAUGAUGCUUCUAGAUGGGUGUUCUUUACUAUAUUUCAUCCUAUGUGUGAUGAGAAGAAAUGAGAGCCAGUUGAGUGAUUUGAAUGUUAAAAGUCAUUUCGUUGCUUUUGUGCAACUGGACUGUUUCUUGCUUGAGAAUCAACUUCCCUUUGGAAUCCUCGAGUUGUUGUUCGAGGGAGCAAGAUUAGGGGCGGAUACAAUGGAAGAGAUGAUAGAAAGAUUCAUCACUUCUAACAUCGCCAAGCCACGAGGAACAAUGGCUUCAGACUUAGAUCUUGUAAAGGAUCCCUCUCAUCUCCUCGACCUUUUGCGAAGUGGGCUUCUCGGCCCUCAGCCUGUACCUGAACAAAAAGGACAGUCUGAAGGAAUAUGGCGGGGGACCGGUCCAAGGGAAAUGCGCAAACAAGGGGACUGGCAGUCGUAUCGAAACAUCAAGGAGCUUGAAGCUGCCGGGAUCUAUCUUAAACCGAGUAGGACGACUUACAUGAGAGACAUUUCUUUCGAGUCCUACUUCUUCUUUGGAUACCUGAAACUUCCUCAUAUAACCAUAGACGCCUCCACGAAGCUUAAGCUGUUGAACUUGGCAGCUUAUGAAAUGAGUCCAAAUGGCCCAGGUGAUUUUGGAGUCACUUCUUAUAUAUGCUUCCUUGACUCCCUCAUUAAGAAUGCUGAGGAUGUGAUGCUGCUGCAAUCAAAUUACACUCUCUUCAACUUUCUCGGAAGUGACGAAAAGGUGGCAGACCUCUUCAACGACAUUGCCAAGGAUCUGGUGCCUAACCGUGAUGCUUAUGCUCUGGUCAAAGCCGGCGUUCAGAAGCAUUACAAUACCAGGGUAAAUGUCUGGAUCUCCAAAUGGCUGCACUCCAAUUUCACCUUUCUGGCCUUCAUUGGUGCAGUCGUGGCCCUUGGUUCAAGUAUCUGCCAAACCUACUUUGCAGCUUUCCCCCCUCAUAAAUGACAUCACCACCCACCAAUUAAACCUCUCAUUAUUUAUUUACUACUACUUGAAGCUGUUUAUGUGUGAGCUAGAGAAUGAAUUCGAUGUCUCUCUCUCUCGAGUUUCUCCCUUUCGUAAUCAAUAUAUGUAAUUUAUGUGUGAUAUAUAUAAUAUCUUAAACAAUGUAUGCAAUAUAUGUGUGAUAUAUAUAAUAUCUUGCAUGAGAAUACUAUGGUUCCUUUUAUCAUUAAUUCAACGUUUGGUUAAAUUCAAGGUUU
Messenger RNA from Vitis riparia (riverbank grape), 1861 nucleotides. Its product is annotated as UPF0481 protein At3g47200-like. NCBI's taxonomy places the organism in Eukaryota, Viridiplantae, Streptophyta, Magnoliopsida, Vitales, Vitaceae. The record is from RefSeq and is a predicted model, not a curated record. Bases 195 to 1604 code for a protein of 469 amino acids. The transcript is spliced from 3 exons.